This is a messenger RNA of Trichomycterus rosablanca, 1077 nucleotides long. RefSeq lists its product as uncharacterized. The record is from RefSeq and is a predicted model, not a curated record. Gene Ontology annotation, biological process: T cell costimulation; immune response; cell surface receptor signaling pathway. The transcript is spliced from 6 exons. Bases 1 to 1077 code for a protein of 358 amino acids. Lineage: Eukaryota; Metazoa; Chordata; Actinopteri; Siluriformes; Trichomycteridae. Gene Ontology annotation, cellular component: external side of plasma membrane.
AUGUGGUGCAGGAAAAAUGACCUGAAGCUCAACAUCAGUAAGACCAAAGAGACUGUGGUAGAUUACCAGAGGAAAGGACAAAGUGGGCUGUUCCUUUUGACGAGGAUGAAGUCAUUUUUGCUCCUUUUUGCUGUGGUGUGCUGGGGUGGUGGCAUCGAAGCCAACAAACUGAAUAAGCUGGUUAAGAAAGCCAGCUCUGUGGUGGGUCUGGAGCUGGACAGUCUGGAGUUUGUGGGGUUCCGUGUGCUGGGUCCUUCUGACCCUCUGAGUAUCCAGCUUGGUGGCUCAGUGAUGUUACCCUGCUAUGUUGAAACUCCUCUACCGAUGGAUGAGCUGGAAGUGGAGUGGAAGAGAACCGACACUUUAGUUCAUUUGUGGCAGAAUGGACAAAGUGAACCAGAGUCUCAGAACCAGGAUUAUAGAGAACGAGCACAUUUCUUCUCUGAGGAGGUCAAACAUGGAAACUUCUCACUCUUACUUACUAAUGUAACCAGUAAAGAUGCAGGAGUUUACAGAUGUGUGGUUUAUACAGGGAAGGAAUCUAAUGAAACUUUAAUUGAAAUAAAGGAGCCAGAUCAUCUGAUUGUAACUGGAGGUCACGCUGUAUCUGCUUAUGCCAGUCAAGACAUCACACUGAAUUGCUCAGUAGAAUCUUAUUUACCACUAGAACAGAUAGAACAGAUUGAGUGGAGGAAAGUGGAUGAAAGCAUCUUAGUUCUGCUGUAUGAAUAUGGUGAGGUUCUGACAGACUCCAGUGAUGAGAGAUACAGAGACAGAGUUGAGCUCUUCAGCAAUGAAGAAGUUCAGAAAGGAAACUUCUCACUGAGACUGAAGAACGUCAGAACUGAGGACAAAGGGCGGUUCAUGUGUGUAGCGUUUCAUGAAGAUUUAUCAGCUAACACCACUGUGGAAGUGCAGCAGCUUGCUCGUCCACACUAUUUCUUAGCCGUAGGUGGUAGCCCUGGUGGCGCAAGGCCAUUCGGGCAGGUCGGAGUGCCUCUGCCCCGCGACCGUGAGCUCGUCGCACUCCGAAUAGUUUUCCCCGAAUGUCUACCGCUGUUCCGGGGUUGGCGUUAA